AAAAUGAUAAAGGGUACAAUUACCGCGCUGCUUAUGACUCUAAUAGCUCGAACAUCAUACGAUCCGAUGAUAACAAACGAUGUAACGGAGGAAUACGACUUCAUUGUUGUUGGCGGAGGUGCAUCAGGAGCUGUUGUUGCAAGGGAACUUUCAGACAAAACUGGAAUGACGGUGUUACUGCUGGAGGCGGGUGACUCAGAUUGGGGCAAUCGUUUAGUUCCCAGUCCAACGAUGUUUGACAUGUUGCAAGAAUCUCCUGCCAACUGGAACUACGAUAUAGCAAAACAAAAAUAUUCUUUACUUGAAAUGGGAGAGAAUGCAAAAUAUCCCGGAGGAAAAAUUCUUGGUGGAUCAACAUCAAUUAACGCGAUGGAUUACUUGAGAGGAAGUCCACAUGAUUAUGAUUCUUGGGAAGAUCAUGGAGCAAAGGGAUGGAGUUGGAAAUAUGUAGAGCCUUUUUUUCGGAAAAAUGAAAACGCUAUCGACAAUAAAAUAUCAGAAAAAGCAGGAAGAGAAGGUCUUCUAAAUAUCAGCAUUUCAUACCAACAUCCAUUUUCUAGAAGGUUGGUGACGGCGGCAAAAGAAAUCGGUAUAAAAGAAGUUGACUAUUUUGAUGAAAUUGAAGGAAUAUCUCCACUUGUUUGCACCAGAUACAAGGGAUUAAGACAAUCGUCCUCAGACGCGUUCUUGCGAUCGGGAUAUAAAGAACGACAAGAAAGUUUGCACGUUGUAACGAAUUCACUUGUAAGCAAGGUUCACGUUUUCACUGGCGCAAACGGUAAACAGAAAGCUACUGGUGUGAAGUACAUCAAAGAUGGUAAAAUAAACAACGUUAGAGCCAGAAAAGAAAUUAUUUUAUCGGCUGGUACAAUAAAAACUCCACAACUUUUGAUGUUGUCAGGAAUCGGACCGAAAAAUCAUUUAAAAAAGUUGAAGAUAGAAGUUGUAAAGGAUUUGCCAGGCGUGGGAGCAAAUCUUCAGGAUCAUAUGGGGCUUUACGUUUAUCACGCAAUUGACGACUACCUGUAUGCAACACAAUCAACAACGGAAUCUAUUAUGGAAUACAUCAUGAACGGUACCGGAUAUAACUCAGCUGUUUGGGGUAGUGGUGUUGUGCUUCAUCAUAAGACAAAGUAUUUUGGAACUAAUGUGAGCCUAAGCACCAAAAAACGACCAUUUCCUAGUAUACAAGCACUUUUUACCCCAAAGGAUGCACCUUUGCCUUUCAAGACAAAAGAAAACUAUAGGUUUAAUACCGCACUGUUAUUGGGAGUUCAGCAUCCUAAAUCAAAGGGUGCGAUUCGAUUAAAUUCGACGAAUCCGUUUAACCAACCUAUUAUUGAUCCAAAUUAUCUAUCCGAAGAAGAUGAUAUAAAGAUGUACAUUGAAGGUAACUCUCCCAGGAAAAGUUGCUUUUAUUAUCGCCCAGUCUUGAACAGUGAAACCCAUCUACAUACUUUCAAUUUUAAGUACAACCAUGAUAACGCCACCUGUCUAGACAUCCGUGAUAAAACUGCCUACACCAUUCAAACAGCGGUUUAUGAUGGUCAUGAACGGCUUAAUUUGACAAUCUACCUCACCUAA
Molecule: messenger RNA, 1584 nt
Organism: Styela clava
Lineage: Eukaryota; Metazoa; Chordata; Ascidiacea; Stolidobranchia; Styelidae
Source: RefSeq, a predicted model, not a curated record